CAGCGGACACCUGCAGCGCAGAACACUGACGGUAUCCAGUACCGAAAUGACCGUGGCAGCUCUGAUCAUGCUUGCUUCCUUUACGACGGCGGCUGCUAUAACGCAGACGAGUGGCCACUACAGUACCUUCUCUGGGCCCGUUUCUGGCGCCAUUCGACAGGUGGUGGCUAAUCCGCGUGGAGCUGUGGAUUUCGUGGCGAAGCCAGACUACUCGUUCGCGUUCGGCGUCGAGGACCCGGAGUCAGGCAACGCACAGGCGCACGAGGAGCGCCGUGACGGCGGCGUGGUCAAGGGUCAGUACACGCUGCUCGAGCCGGACGGCCGCACGCGGACCGUCGUCUACACCGCCGACCCCGAGCACGGCUUCCGCGCCGACGUCACCUUCAGCGGCACCGCCAGCUCGCAGCCAAGCAACGGGGGCAGCAGCAACAACAACCACAGCUACUACUAUUGACGAACUCGCACACUUCUUUCACUGUCGCAAACUUCUAUCGAGGUGGCAGUUACUACAGAACCUCUACAUCGCAAUACCCUUACUCCUAGUAAUCUGAUUGUUUACUGAAGCUCGUUUAGACAGUAGAUUUGACCGAACAACACAUAGGACAUCACACUUUAUGUGCCCUUCGCGUCCCAACUACUGGUAAAAGCCAUCCUAUGCCAAUGCCGGUUCCAAACACGACAGUCUACUCACGCACCGGUGUAAGUAAUUUACUUCAAAUGGCAUUUAGAAGAGCCACUAUACCUAAAGAUCAUAAAUAAAUUGACGGGUAUACUUCCGGCAAAAGGCUGUGGGACAACAAAUCAGUAAACACAAUACAUAGUCAAAAACAAUGUAUUCGAAUACGCAAUUUUCAAGAAUGGUAAAGAAGUGACAAAUUAUGUAAUCAAUACAUGCAUGCUAUUCUCUGAAGCAUCCAAUGACAGGCAAACUUCCAGAGAGUAAGCUACUCUUGCUCCGUUUCUCAUAAAUGCAUUAGUUAAAUGAACUGUGAAUCCUCCUACUUACCAGAUAUAAUUUCAACGACCAUCUGUUUCCAGUAUCAGCUCUCUAAAGACUUAGCUCACAGAAAUUACCCUGCAAAAUGCCCUUACAUAUUUAGCACCAGUGUGUUUCCUAUACAGGACCUUUUUUAAUAAUUAUAUACACACUCUAACCACCCACCCCCUUGUCUUCGCAAAUGUAACCAAACUAAGUCGCUGGUAUCUGACGAGGAAUCCAGACUGACUGGGAACACACUGCAAUGGUUCAAAUGGCUCUGAGCACUAUGCGACUUAACUUCUGAGGUCAUCAGUCGCCUAGAACUUAGAACUAAUUAAAUCUAACUAACCUAAGGACAUCACACACAUCUAUGCCCGAGACAGGAUUCGAACCUGUGACCGUAGCGGUCGCUCGGUUCCAGACUGUAGCUCCCAGAACCGCACGGCCACUCCGACCGGCGAUCUGCAAUGCAAAGGGACUAUUGUAGGCCUAAGCAAAGGGGGAAAUCUGGAGUACAGAGUUUUAAGUAUCAAUGUAAUCGAUUUGUAGCAAAUAACAAUCAGUUUUCUAGGAUAUGGUAUGUCCUUUUCUGUCAGCAAUAAAAUUUUAUUCUUGCGGCAUGACGUCUGUAACUGAUGAACUCUUUUACAUCAAAAAUUACAAUUUUAAAGUCUGCCCCUCCCCGGAUGAUUUCUGCGAGCGUCCAUGAUGAUAAUACUUCAGAGUUACAUCUCCUUUUAAGGCUGAUUUAGUUUCCGCGACGAAACACUGGGUGAAAUGUUUGUAGGAACACGGCAGUAAUAUCUAGUCUCCUUCACAACUGUAGUUAGUGGUAGUUGAAGUUAUGGGUACCUUUAACGAACCGCGUAACAGUUCUAAGGGAAUGAUCCAUUCUGUUGUUAGAAGCAUCACUUGUACCAAUUACUUGGUCAUCUGUAGAAAUACACAGACAACAGACUAAUAUAUACUGGAUGUUAAUGUAUAAAAUCAUUUACAACUUAAGUUCUUGAACGAUUUUAACAACAAAGUAUUGUGAAUAGCAAU
Messenger RNA from Schistocerca gregaria, 2023 nucleotides. RefSeq names its product cuticle protein 19-like. The coding region runs from base 47 to 454 and encodes 135 amino acids. Lineage: Eukaryota; Metazoa; Arthropoda; Insecta; Orthoptera; Acrididae. The record is from RefSeq and is a predicted model, not a curated record. The transcript is spliced from 3 exons. Gene Ontology annotation, cellular component: extracellular matrix.